Molecule: messenger RNA, 1186 nt
Organism: Sorex fumeus (smoky shrew)
Lineage: Eukaryota; Metazoa; Chordata; Mammalia; Eulipotyphla; Soricidae
Gene: DRAXIN
Product: dorsal inhibitory axon guidance protein
Exons: 7
Coding region: 78-1124 (348 amino acids)
Biological process (GO): Wnt signaling pathway; axon guidance
Cellular component (GO): extracellular region
Source: RefSeq, a predicted model, not a curated record
CUCUCCGCGCGCUCCCCGUCUCGCCGCUCCGGCCCUCGGCUGCGCUCGGCUCCCGCCGGCCCGACAGGGAGGAGCCCAUGGCACGGCCCGGCCCCUCUGCUGUCCCUGUGCUGGUGCUCACCCUUCUGGUGCUCCUGGAGACGACCCCUGCUGGCUCUCUGGGACCCGGAACCCCUGCUCGGAACCGCCCCAAGAAUCACAUCGACCUGCCCAGCCCGGCACAGUGGACACCACAGACCGGCCACCACCGUAGGAGGGGCCUGGGCAAGAAGGAGCGGGGUCCGGGCAGACCCAGCCGGGUCCAUGAUGGCGCUCUGGUCACCACCACCAGGCAGGCCUCCAGGCUGUCCGGGGUAGGGGAGUUGCUGCCUGGACAGAGGCCUGCCGGCCUGCUGCAGGACAAGGACCUGUUCCUAGGGCUGGCGCUGCCCUACCCAGAGAAGGAGAACCAGUCCCCGGGGACAGAGAAGGCCAGGAAACGCAGCCGGGAGCACCGGAGACGCAGGGAGAGGCUGAAACUGAACCGAGGGCGAGUGCCCGUGCGGGGCCCCAGCUCCCUGAUGCAGAAGGCGGAGUUCCCGGAUGCCCGGGCUGUGGACAGCGCCCUGGAGGACUCCUCCACCAGCCUGGUGCCCACCAUCCUCUACCUGACCACCGUGGACGCAGCCCCAGCCACCGAAGAGUCCCUGGUACUGCCUGUCACGGCCCUGUGGCCACAGACCCAGCCCCGGCCUGACGGGGACGUGAUGCCCACGCUGGACAUGGCCCUGUUCGACUGGACUGACUACGAGGACUUGAAGCUGGCGGCCUGGCCCCCAGCGGGGCGGAGAGAGAGACACCGGGGGAAGCUGUCGGGUGACGGCAAUGAGACCUCGCCGGCUGCAGGGGGGACGUGCCGCCACCACCAAGACUGCCUGCCAGGGUCCUGCUGUGACCUCCGGGAGCAUCACUGCGACCCCCAGAACCGAGGCCUCAACAAUAAAUGCUUUGACGACUGCAUGUGCGCGGAAGGGCUGCGCUGCUAUGCCAAGUUCCACCGGAACCGCAGGGUGACCCGGAGGAAGGGGCGCUGCGUGGAGCCUGACACCGCCGACGGCGACCAGGGCUCCUUCAUCAACGUCUAGCGGCCCGGCGGGCGCCUCGGCAGCGGCAGGGGCCUGCGACGGGUGCGGAGACCCCCGGACAU